AUGGACGAAUUUUCGCUCACAUUCGACGACAACCGGCAGGCGUUGGCGGUAGCGACGGCCGGAACAACGUUGGCCCAACUGUCGUCCCAUUUCGAUGAUCUGCACCUCAACCAGAGCGAUGCCGCGACAGCUACUCUGUUGAGUGGUCUGGUCGGUGGUAGCAGUCUCCAUGGGCACCACCACCAUCAUGGGCUAGGGUCGCUCGGGAGCGGCGGUACGACGGGGGCACCUGCGCCCCUCAUCGAUCGGCAUCAUCUGAGUAGCGUGCUCGCGACCAGUGGCGGAGUAUUCGGUAGCGCCAGUGGCGGCAGCGGUGGAGGUGCUAGUGUGAGCAGCGAUGGCGGUAGCAGCAAUGUCCAAACGAAUGCUCCUAAUGCGAUGGACACGUUCGUGGCCAUGAUGGCCAGCAGCUUAUCGGGGGUAGCGACGACGGUGGGGAGCUCGGCGGCGGGAGUGGCCACCAUCACGACGACCAACAGCGCAGUAAGCAGCGGUAAGCUGGAGGAGCGACCGGUCAAGUACAAGUCGCACACGGAGUGCGUACCGGUACCGUCUUCCGAGCAUGUGGCCGAGAUUGUCGGCCGCCAGGGAUGUAAAAUAAAGGCGCUGCGCGCAAAAACCAACACGUUCAUCAAGACGCCGAUCCGCGGCGAGGAGCCGAUCUUCGUCAUUACUGGCACGAAGGAGGACGUGACGCGGGCAAAGCAGGAAAUCCUGUCCGCGGCCGACCACUUCAGCACACUGCGCUCUUCGAAGAAGCAGGCGAUAGCGCUGUUGGCCGAGAGCCGCAACAUGCUCGGCUACAGUAUGCCGGACGAGAUUACGAUCCAGAUACGGGUACCGCAGAAGGUGGUCGGUCUGGUGGUCGGACCGAAGGGGGCCACCAUUAAGAACAUUCAGCUGAAGACAAACACCUACAUCAUCACGCCGAAGCGAAACCAGGAGUCCGUCUUCGAGAUCACGGGCCUGCCAACGAAUGUGCACAUUGCCCGUCAGUUGAUCGAAGAGCACAUCGCCACGCGGGCCGGUGCCACGACAACCACCGGUGGCGUGGGCAACGGAGGCGGUGGCGGUGGUGGUGGCGGCGGAGGAAGCGGCAACAGUACCGGUAGCAGUAGCAGUAGCAGCAGCAGCAGUAGUAGCAGCAGCAGUAGCACCACCAGCAGCUCCAGCGGAUCGUCGCCAUCGUCCGGUCUGGGCAGUUCGGGUUCGAGCAUUGGCAGCAAUGGUGCCGGGGUAGGUGGCACGAGCCUCGGUGGUUGUCUAUCGUCGGCCGACGUGAACGGUAAUACGGCUUCACUGAUCAACGGAUUGCUAGGUGUAAGUGGAGGAACCGAUAGUGGAGUUAAUGCAGGCAACGUCGGCGCUGGUGUCGGCGGAUUGCUGAACGGAAACCACCAUCACCACCAUCACCAUCACCAUCAUCACCACCAGCAACAGCAGCCCCAUCAGCAUCACCACUCGCACCAUCAGCAUCAUCAGCAGCAGCAGCAGCAGCAGCAGCAGCAGCAGCAGCAGCAGAGACAGCAGCAGCAGCAAGCAGCCUUGCUUAACACAGACUUGGCGGUGGGGAAUGCGUCCGGGCUGUUCCUCGGCAGUCUGGCUGGCGGUGGCGUUGACGGCGAACACGAGUACGACGGCAACCAGUUCAUCAUCGACAACCUGCUCGAAUACUUCAACAGCACGUCCGGCUCGUCGACGUAUGACUCGCCGGCGGCCAUGGCCACGGCGGUAUCCUCCACAGACAACAUGCCUGAUUUCCGCGGCAUCUGGGAGAAUUUUAGCGAAAGCCAGACGUCGGGCGCAACCACCGACACGGACAACUCGUCUCUUGUCUGGACGCUGCCCUCGUCGUCACGCAAUUCGGUGUCGUACAGUCCCGAUGAUUUCAUCUUUCAGCGAUAG
Anopheles cruzii is the source of this 1905-nucleotide messenger RNA. Its product is annotated as AF4/FMR2 family member lilli-like. Gene Ontology annotation, molecular function: RNA binding. The transcript has a single exon. The record is from RefSeq and is a predicted model, not a curated record. Bases 1 to 1905 code for a protein of 634 amino acids. Lineage: Eukaryota; Metazoa; Arthropoda; Insecta; Diptera; Culicidae.